UACAGGGAAAACUUCCAGAGUUUAAUUUUGUUGUCAACGGUUCGUUCGGUUUGAAGGUGUUGUUUGUUCGUCUAUGGCGACCCUGUUCUGUCACGAGUUGGCACACACUCCUUCUUUCACACACACGGACACGCUUGUCGCGUAACCUUUUUUUUUCCUUUUCUGUCUUUCUUCUGCAUGGCACUGCCACCGUCACCGUUUCACACGAACAAAGCCUCUCUCCGCAACAUUCCUGCUUUUCUUCUCUUUUGUCACUCUUUCAUCUUUUUAUCAUCUCUCAUCAGACAGACCCUUUUCAGUGAUGAAGCAAAAGACGCCGUCUUCACCAAUCACUACAAGAACUGCGUUGAAGAAGCACGGUGACAACAACAAGUCCCUGCAGAGUCCACCGCAGCCACGCCUCAGAGCUUCUUCCAAGGCUCCAAAGUCACCACCAGAGACAUCAACCAGAGCCAAGUCAGUGCCCCUGGACUUGAAGGACGUUUCGAGGGCCAAGAGGGGUGCUGCUGUGGGGUCUCGAAAGGGUAGGGAAGCUGAGGAGGCUGAGGUUGUUGUUGUUGCUCGGCCACGGCGAAGGCUUGGGGAUUUCGGUUUGAGGAAGAGUGGAGAUGAUGACCCUGAUGGGAAGAAGAGGAAGGAGUUGCAGGAGAAGCUCGAGGUGAGUGAAAAUUUGAUCAAGAGUUUGCAAUCUGAGGUGCUGGCGUUGAAGGAGGAAUUGGAUAGAGUUAAGAGCUUGAAUGUGGAGCUUGAGUCCCAGAACACAAAGCUCACUCGGAACCUUGCUGAAGCUAAGCAAGCAACUGUUGGGAUUGGCAACAGUGGAAAGAAGGAGUCAGUAAUAGGAGAACACCAGAGUCCCAAGUUUAAAGACAUACAGAAACUCAUUGCUGACAAAUUGGAACUGUCUAGAGUGAAAAAGGAAGGUAAUCCUGAAGUUAAUUUUGCCAAAGCAUCAAUUCUUUCACCAACCAGAAGUUUUUCCAUUCAUGAAACUAAAAGUAUAGGAAGAAAAUCUCCACCCAAUAUAUGCCUGCAGCCACCUCCACCACUACCACCACCAAUUAUAGGAAGAAAUUCUGCACACAGCACAUGCCUGCAACCCCCUCCGCCUCCUCCACCACCUCCAAUUCCAUCUCGGCCUUCAGCAAGAUUAUCUGACACCAAAAAGGGUGCUGCAAUUGUUGAACUAUUUCACUCGUUAAAGAGUAAAGAUGGGAAGAUAGACUCAAAAGGACCUGUGAAUCAUCAGAGACCAGUAGUUAUUAGUGCACACAGUAGCAUUGUGGGAGAAAUUCAAAACCGUUCAGCUCAUCUGUUAGCCAUAAGGACAGAUAUUGAAACAAAAGGAGAGUUCGUUAAUGACCUCAUAAAGAAAGUAGUAGAUGCAGCAUUCACGGAUAUUGAAGAGGUCUUAAAGUUUGUUAAUUGGCUUGAUGGAAAACUAUCAUCAUUGGCUGAUGAACGUGCUGUCUUGAAGCAUUUUAAGUGGCCUGAGAAGAGAGCUGAUGCAUUGAGAGAGGCUGCAAUUGAGUAUCAUGAACUCAAAAUGCUAGAACAGGAAAUCUCCUCCUACAAGGAUGACCCUGAUAUUCCAUGUGGAGCUGCCUUAAAAAAGAUGGCCAGCCUAUUAGACAAGUCUGAGAGGAGAAUACAGAGGCUAAUAAAGCUAAGGAGUUCAGUCAUACAUUCAUAUCAAGUGUACAACAUUCCAACUGCAUGGAUGCUUGAUUCUGGAAUAAUGAGCAAUAUAAAGCAGGCUUCCAUGACCCUUGUCAAGAUGUACAUGAAAAGAGUGACAAUCGAGCUUGAAUCCGUUCGCAAUUCCGACAGAGAAUCUAUUCAAGAUUCUCUUCUGCUUCAGGGUGUGCAUUUUGCAUACAGAGCCCAUCAGUUUGCUGGAGGAUUGGACUCAGAAACAAUGUGUUGUUUUGAAGAGAUACGGCAACGUGUACCAGGACACCUAGCAGGGUCUCGAGAACUUUUGGCUGGCAUACCAUUAUCAUGGUAAACCAUUGUUACUUUAUGCUACAAAAGAUGGGUAUUCAACAUUCAUUAUUCUUUUUCUCAUCUCCAAUGUCAAUGCUUGUUAGACAUGAAGAGAUUCUGAAGAAAGAAAACUCCAUAGUAAGGUCAAAUGGCUAAUAAUCUGUGAGCUCCCAACAUGUCAUAACCUAGGAAUAGGGUCUUCACUGUUAUGUGCAUGUAACAAAGACCGUGAAGAAGAAGAAACUUUGGCUUUUGAAGGUGCAUGUGAUCAAUGUUUAUAGAGUUACUUCAAAAGUAUAACAGUCAUGUUCAAUCUGUAGAGCUUGGGAAAAACACUUCUGAAGCUAUUUCUACCUCAUUAUAUAAUCAUUUACGUUCUUUUCGUUCAA
Molecule: messenger RNA, 2375 nt
Organism: Vigna angularis (adzuki bean)
Lineage: Eukaryota; Viridiplantae; Streptophyta; Magnoliopsida; Fabales; Fabaceae
Product: protein CHUP1, chloroplastic
Exons: 7
Coding region: 302-2008 (568 amino acids)
Biological process (GO): chloroplast organization
Cellular component (GO): chloroplast outer membrane
Source: RefSeq, a predicted model, not a curated record